GCUGCUCUGGAAAUGAUGAACGCUGACGAGACAAAGAACGUGGAGAGCGAGUACAUCAAGAUGCACCACGCGCACGGGGAACUUUUGGAGAGUCAUUGUAGCUCGACGCUCGUUAAGCACAUCAAAGCUCCUCUUCAUCUCGUGUGGUCACUUGUGAGAAGAUUCGAUCAACCACAAAAAUACAAACCGUUUAUUAGUGGGUGUGUGGUCAAAGACAAGAAGCUGGAGAUUGGUUCAGUAAGAGAAGUAGAUGUGAGAUCUGGACUACCCGCUACUAAAAGCACGGAGAUAUUAGAGUUUCUCGACGACAACCAACAUGUCCUCAGCAUCAGAAUCGUCGGUGGCGAUCACAGACUCAAGAAUUAUUCCUCAGUCAUUUCGUUACAUCCGGAGACCAUAGAAGGAAGAGCAGGGACAUUGGUCAUCGAGUCGUUCGUGGUGGACGUGGCUGAGGGUAACACGAAGGAAGAGACUUGCUUCUUCGUGGAGGCUCUGAUUCAAUGCAAUCUCAAAUCUUUAGCAUAUGUUUCUGAGAGUCUUGAAGCAGAAUCUAUAGCCCAAAUGGUAUGAUGACGACUCUAAGAAUAAUCUUUCAAAGGCAAAUAGUAUGGAGAAGCUUCCCAAAUGGGAAGGAGUCAUUUUCAUAUUCAAGAAGAUGAUCAAUUCGUUCUUUUACGUAUAGUGAUGUCAUUUUUAGUCUAUGCUUUUCUUUGUUUUGCGAAUUUCUGUUAAUUUUAUAAUUUGGAAUAAUUAAUUAUUUCUGGAAUUCUGCAAAAUGCCAUUUAAUCAUCUUUUCAUAAUAAAAUGUAGAUACACAAUGUUUCAUGACAAAUACAAUAAAAAUUAGAUACUUCACGAAGAUAUUUUUUAAAAAUGUAUUUGGUACUUUUUAGUGUUUUCUUGUAAAUUUAAACAAUUUACAUAGUGACAAGAUAAAAUCUUCAACUUAGAUCGUUUUGUUGACCAUAGUCAAAAGUAUAUUAGCUAUUUUGAGUAAAGAAGAUCAACUGACAGAAGGAGGCUUUGUCUUUACAAGAGGUCGGUCCUACAAAGUUUUCGUUUCCCUCUUCAUUUGUUGUUGUUGUAAUUUCUAUAAACCAACGGCAUUUUGUUUGAAGUCAAUUAUGGAUUUAUGGUAAAGGAGCUUUGUGGGGUUACCAUUUUGUUGUUUAUAUUUGUAGAGAGUUUUGAUUGGUUAAAGUAUGCCAAGGC
Messenger RNA from Brassica napus (rape), 1212 nucleotides. Its product is annotated as abscisic acid receptor PYL10. Gene Ontology annotation, molecular function: protein phosphatase inhibitor activity; abscisic acid binding; signaling receptor activity. The record is from RefSeq and is a predicted model, not a curated record. NCBI's taxonomy places the organism in Eukaryota, Viridiplantae, Streptophyta, Magnoliopsida, Brassicales, Brassicaceae. The coding region runs from base 13 to 570 and encodes 185 amino acids. Gene Ontology annotation, biological process: abscisic acid-activated signaling pathway. Gene Ontology annotation, cellular component: nucleus; cytoplasm. The transcript is spliced from 3 exons.